AUGAUACAGCCGAAAGGAUACGUUUCUUCUAACAAGUUACAAAAAUGCAACGUAUUAAAUUUAAUAGAUGAGUUUGAACAAGAAUUAACACAAAUGUCUGGAAAAUGUAUGGACGUCGGUUGUGGUCCCGGAGAUAUAACGAAAUAUAUCCUUUUGCCAGCUUUAAAUCCAAAUGCAGUAAUAAUAGGUACCGAUAUUUCGGAAGGUGCUAUCGAAUUUGCGAAGAAAACAUACAGUAACGAAAGACUCAGAUUUGAAGUAUUAGAUAUCCAAACUAGAAGUUUGCCUGAAAAAUAUAUUUCUGGAUUUGAUUAUAUAUUUUCCUUUCACGCUUUAAAUUGGUGUUAUGACAUUCGGUAA
Molecule: messenger RNA, 360 nt
Organism: Formica exsecta
Lineage: Eukaryota; Metazoa; Arthropoda; Insecta; Hymenoptera; Formicidae
Product: juvenile hormone acid O-methyltransferase-like
Exons: 2
Coding region: 1-360 (119 amino acids)
Source: RefSeq, a predicted model, not a curated record